Manduca sexta (tobacco hornworm) is the source of this 1323-nucleotide messenger RNA. RefSeq names its product glycine-rich cell wall structural protein (gene TwdlT). The transcript is spliced from 2 exons. The coding region runs from base 136 to 1173 and encodes 345 amino acids. The record is from RefSeq and is a predicted model, not a curated record. NCBI's taxonomy places the organism in Eukaryota, Metazoa, Arthropoda, Insecta, Lepidoptera, Sphingidae.
AUCAUAAUUCUCGUAUGGCCCGAAGGCCGAAUGUUAGGAAGAGCCCGGGAGAGAGGCGUCGACGAUCCACCGGUAUAUAAAGCUGCCGGCGCGAGCACAGAGCAUCACACAACCACGACACCUCCGUGAGACAACAUGAAAGCAUUCUUGGUAUUAGCUGCCGUCGCGGCACUCGGCUCAGCGAGGCCUGAGGCGGGAUACAGUUACAACGCUCCUGGUGGCGGCGGCCUGGGAGGAGGACAUGGCGGGCUCGGCGGCCUCGGCGGAGGCAUCGGAGGCGGCCUCGGCGGCGGCCAUGGUGGCUUCUCCUCAGGCGGUCUGAGCUCCAGCAGCUUCGGCAUCGGCGGCGGCAGCAUUGGAGGUGGAUUCUCCUCCGGCGGCUUCUCCUCCGGCGGUGGCAGCUUCUCCUCUGGCGGCGCUAUCGGCGGAGGCUUCGGCGCCGGCGGCGGCGGCGGCGGCGGCUUCGGCGGCGGCAUCGGUGGAGGAAUCGGUGGCGGAAUCGGUGGCAUCGGAGGCGGCGGCUUCGGCGGCGCUCCCAUCGUGCAGAAACACAUCUACGUCCACGUUCCCCCACCAGAACCCGAAGAACAGCGCCCGCAAGUGAUCAGCGGAGGAUCCAUCCCCCAGAAACACUACAAGAUCAUCUUCAUUAAGGCACCGGCACCUCCCGCACCCGUCGCGCCCAUCAUCCCCGCUCAGGCUCAAAACGAAGAGAAAACCCUCGUCUACGUGCUCGUCAAGAAACCCGACGAACAGCCCGACAUCACCAUCCCCACUGCUGCUCCCACCCAGCCCUCCAAACCCGAAGUUUACUUCAUCAAAUACAAGACCCAGAAGGAGGGAGGAAUCGGUGGUGGCGCCAUUGGUGGCGGACUCGGAGGCGGUCUCGGCGGCGGUCUCGGCGGCGGACUCGGCGGUGGACUCGGCGGCGGCUCUCUGGGUGGCAGCAUCUCUGGCGGUAGCAUCGGUGGCGGCAUCUCUGGCGGCAGCAUCGGCGGUGGUCUCGGCGGCAUUGGCGGUGGCAUCUCUGGCGGUAGCAUCGGCGGCGGCAUCGGCGGCGGUCACGGUGGCAGCAUCGGCGGCGGUCACGGUGGCAGCAUUGGCGGCGGUCACGGCGGCUCCUCCGGAGUGUCCACCUCCUACGGCCCCCCCGGCCACUCCGGCCCUUACUAAACGGCGCGUCGAGCUCGAAUCGAGCGCACCUUUGUGAUACCUGGUUAGCCGGCGACAACCCUAGUGUUAAGUAGAGAAAAAAAUUACGGUGCCUAAAUGUAUUUAUGUAAAUAGUAAUUUUAAUGUAUGAUAAUUCUAGAUGUAUUAUAA